Messenger RNA from Tachysurus vachellii, 6883 nucleotides. It is a transcript of the gene atp13a3, whose product is annotated as ATPase 13A3. The record is from RefSeq and is a predicted model, not a curated record. Gene Ontology annotation, cellular component: late endosome membrane. Gene Ontology annotation, biological process: polyamine transmembrane transport; intracellular calcium ion homeostasis. The coding region runs from base 372 to 4136 and encodes 1254 amino acids. The transcript is spliced from 34 exons. Gene Ontology annotation, molecular function: ATPase-coupled monoatomic cation transmembrane transporter activity; ATP binding; polyamine transmembrane transporter activity. NCBI's taxonomy places the organism in Eukaryota, Metazoa, Chordata, Actinopteri, Siluriformes, Bagridae.
AGUCAAAGCCACACGUUUAGGUAUCGCGUGUGCUGUCAACAUCCAGCUUCUCACCGUUUACCGGAGAAUCACGACUCGUGUGUGUGAGUGAAAGAGAGAGAGAGAGAGAGAGAGAGAGAGAGAGAGAGAGAGUGAGUGAGUGAGUGAGUGAGUGAGUGUGUGUGUGUGGUGUUCUCUCUUGGAACAACAACUCGCUUCAUCAUGACUUUAAGGUGAUCUUCAGUCCAGGUGGUGCUGGGGUCCAGGUCUGCAUCGUGAGAGAGUGAGAGAGCAAGCUCUUCCACAGGAACGGUCUGCCUUGGGCCCUAGUUCCCCAGGUGUUAAGGUCAGUAGCUGUACCCUUUGGAGUGGAGGUGGAACAAGAGCACAUUAUGGAGAAAGAGGACCUGAAGAUCGUUAAUAAGGGGCUGGAGGAUGAAAUGGAGCUGAGCGGGUACAGGCUGUGCCGCUGGAAGCUGGCCUUGCUGGCAGUGGGAGUGCUGUGUACAGGCGGCUUUCUGCUGCUGCUGCUUUACUGGUUGCCUGAGUGGUGUGUCAAGGCCACGUGCACUCGCACGACCAUCCGCGACGCCCAGGUGGUUCUGCUUCGGAGCACCGAUGAGUUUAAGCGCUGGUUCCUAGCUAAGGUGCGUGUGAUGCUGGCUCCGGGAAAGGACCCUUACAGCAGCUUGGACUCGCAGAGCACCGCCCACAUGGCUAAUGGCCACACCCCCCACCCCUCUGACACCCCAGACAAAGGCUUCAUUAGGAAGUAUGCAGAGUACCAGCGUGUGCAGAUCCGCUAUUUUACACUCCAUAGCACAAAGUACUACUGGAACGACGCAGCCCAAAACUAUGAAGUGUUAACGGGUCUGGAGGAUUUGGAGCCUCUCUGUUCCAGCAUCCACUCGGAGCAUAGCGACGGUCUCGGCCAAAACCAGCAGGAGUACAGGAGACUGUUUUUCGGAGUGAAUGAAAUCGCUGUGAAAGUGCCUUCCGUUUUCAAGCUGCUAAUUAAGGAGGUUCUGAACCCCUUUUACAUCUUCCAGCUCUUCAGUGUUAUCCUGUGGUGUGCUGAUGAAUACUACUACUACGCUAUGGCUAUAAUGUUAAUGUCAAUCAUAUCAAUAGCUACCUCUCUCUACACCAUCAAAAAGCAAUAUAUUACACUACACGACAUGGUGGCUACUCACAGUAUUGUUCGUGUAUCAGUCUGCAGGGCCAAUAAUGAGAUUGAAGAAACUUUGUCUACAGACCUUGUCCCAGGUGACGUCAUAGUCAUCCCCAGUAACGGAACGAUCAUGCCCUGCGAUGCGGUGCUGAUUAGUGGAACCUGCAUCGUCAACGAGAGCAUGCUCACAGGUGAAAGUGUGCCCGUCACUAAGACUAACCUGCCCAACCCACAACAUGGAGACAAGGGCUCUGAGGGUGACAGGGUGUAUAAUUUGGAGGAACAUAAGAGACACACGCUGUUCUGCGGCACCAACGUCAUCCAGACUCGCUUUUACUCAGGAGAACUGGUUAAAGCCGUGGUGGUCAGGACCGGAUUCAGUACAGCCAAGGGACAGCUGAUCCGGUCUAUCCUGUACCCUAAACCCACAGACUUUAAGCUGUACAGAGACGCCUACAUGUUCCUGCUUUGUCUCGUCGGAGUGGCUGCUAUUGGCUUUGUCUACUCCAUCGCACUGAGCAUAACCAAUAAGGUUCCUGCGAAAACCAUCAUCAUUGAGUCACUGGACAUCAUCACCAUCACCGUGCCACCCGCACUGCCGGCGGCCAUGACGGCGGGUAUCGUGUAUGCGCAGCGGCGGCUCAGAAACCUCGGCAUCUUCUGCAUCUGCCCACAGAGGAUCAACAUCUGUGGCCAACUCAACCUUAUCUGCUUUGACAAGACAGGAACGCUCACUGAAGACGGCUUGGACCUGUGGGGGGUGCAGAGAGUAGAGAACAGCAGGUUCCACCACUCAGAGGAGAACGCCUAUAAAGAGAGUCUUGUGAAGUCUCACUUUGUGGCCUGCAUGGCCACAUGUCACUCACUCACCAAGAUCGAAGGCCAACUUUCAGGAGACCCUCUGGACCUGAAGAUGUUUGAAGCCACUGGCUGGAUCUUGGAGGAGGCCACUGAAGAGGAGACGUCUCUACAUGAACGCAUCAUGCCCACUGUGGUCCGUCCACCCAAGCAGCUCCUUCCUGAGCCUGUGAUGUCACGUGAGGAGGACAUGGAGCUCUAUGAGCUGUCGGCGUCUUAUGAGAUCGGGAUCGUGCGGCAGUUCCCCUUCUCCUCAGCACUGCAGAGGAUGAGCGUGGUGGCUCGGCUCCUCGGGGAAAAGCGAAUGGACGCCUACCUCAAGGGGGCGCCUGAAGUGGUGGCAAGUCUAUGCAAGAAAGAGACCGUGCCACAGGACUUUGGAGAGGUACUGGAAGACUACACUAAACAGGGUUUCCGCGUCAUCGCUCUGGCGCACAGACGCCUGGAGUCCAAACUGACCUGGCAUAAAGUACAGAACAUUAACAGGAAUCACAUAGAAACCAACAUGGACUUCUUGGGGCUGAUCAUUAUGCAGAACAAGCUGAAGCCUGAGAGUCCUGGAGUGCUGGAGGUUCUCAGACAGGCAAACAUCCGCACGGUCAUGGUCACAGGUGACAAUAUACUCACAGCCAUCUCAGUGGCACGGGACUGUGGCAUGAUCCUUCCCCAGGACCGAGUCAUUAUUGCUGAUGCCCUGCCCCCCAGAGAUGGACAGGUGGCCAGGAUCAACUGGCACUAUGCAGACAACCCAAACAAACACUCCAGCAAGCCUGUCCCACUGGAGGAGGUGGAGAUCGGUGUUGAAGAUGGACCUGAAGAACAAAAGUCUAUGGAGAAGUACCACUUUGCCAUGAGUGGCAAAUCAUUUGCUGUCAUUACUGAACACUUCCAGGACCUUCUCCAGAAGCUCGUCCUACAUGGGACGGUUUUUGCCAGAAUGUCUCCAGACCAGAAAACCCAGCUAGUGGAGGCGCUACAGAGUGUUGAUUACUAUGUUGGAAUGUGUGGAGAUGGUGCCAAUGACUGUGGGGCCCUAAAAAGAGCUCACGUGGGUAUCUCUCUCUCCGAGCUGGAGGCCUCAGUGGCUUCCCCUUUCACGUCGAGAACUCCCAAUAUCUCCUGUGUGCCCAACCUCAUUCGGGAAGGCAGAGCAGCUCUCAUUACGUCUUUCUGCGUGUUCAAGUUCAUGGCCCUUUACAGCAUCAUCCAGUACAUCAGUGUCACGCUGCUCUAUUAUAUCCUCAGCAACCUGGGCGACUUCCAGUUCCUGUUUAUUGACAUCGCCAUCAUCCUUGUUAUAGUAUUUACCAUGAGUCUGAAUCCUGCAUGGACUGUGCUGGUUCCACAGCGACCCCCUUCAGGUCUGAUCUCAGGGCCUCUGCUCUUUUCCGUACUCACUCAGAUUCUCAUUUGCCUCGGAUUUCAGACCCUCACCUUCCUGCUGGUGCGCAACCAGGACUGGUACGAGCAGUGGACACCUGAGUCAGAUGCCUGCAAUACCUCCUCCCACAGCAAUCUCUCCCUUAACUCCACGGUGGCUGAUGACCACAACAUCCAAAACUAUGAGAACACGUCCCUAUUCUAUGUCUCUUCCUUUCAGUACCUCAUCGUUGCCAUCGUUUUUUCCAAAGGCAAACCAUUCCGUCAGCCCAGUUAUAAAAACUGGCUCUUUGUGGUGUCUGUUCUCGGCCUCUACAUAUUUCUGUUAGUCAUCCUGCUCUUCCCAAUCGCUGAUAUCGAUCAUGGUUUAGAGAUUGUGUGUGUUCCUUUCUCCUGGCGCAUCACCGUAUUGAUUAUAAUCCUGAUUAAUGCUGCCGUGUCUGUCUUUGUGGAGACCAUCGUCCUUGACGUCGUCUUAUGGAAGCUUGUGUUCAGCCGAGACAAGCAGGGCAGCUAUGGUGUCCCCCCUGCCACCCCGCCACCACAGGAAGGAAUAGACCUUUGUGCAUCCAGGUUCUUCUCGUGGCUGUGUUGCCGGCGUAGACGAGUCCCCAAAGCUCGCUAUAUGCAUCUGGCCCAGGAGCUCAGUGUGGAUCCAGACUGGCCUCCCAAACCCAAAACCACCACAGAAGCCAAACCUUCACCUCAGUCAGAAAAUGGCUCUUACCAAAUCAUGUCUGCUUCCUAGCAUACCCUCCACCACCACCCCUCCACCCCAUCACCUCUCACCCCUUCAGAUGCUCUCGUAUUGUUGAUCGUAACGUCAGAGAGGAAAAUGCGUUUUGUCACCAUAAGGACUUUUGUUUUGUAAUAACUAAGGCACAGACAUUAUUCUCUCUACAGAAGAUUCGUAAGCAAGGUUUAUUCUUAUCGAUCUUGUUUACGCCACAGGCUGGGAACUGUGGAUACUCCAUGCAAGGACCACACCAUCUACAGCCAUUAUUUUUUACCGUCAGAUUCGCUUUGUACUCAGACCGAAUUCUAGGAGCCAUGGCUGCUGGACUCCUGACAGAAACGACAUUUCUUUAUGGCUGCGCUGUUCGCUUAGCCACAAGUAUCUUAAUAAAACCGGGCUGCGUACAUCAGCUACUCGUUUGCGGAGCCGACCGACGUCGUAACAGCUUCAAGCAGACAGUAUUCGCCACCAGUCAUUUCAAAAAGAAAGAAGAAUCUAUAUGUAACGUUCUUUUUGUAUUUCUUCCCAUGGAAGAAUAGAGUCACGAUUAAGCAGCCGCAGGCCAAAGGAAUGGCGCGCAGCUUUGAGCGUCAUUGAGCAAAAGCCAGUCUGGGAGAAACUUGGCUCUUCAACGCAUACGAUUUCUAUUCAGAAUCUCCGAACAUAACAGCAGCAUUCAGUCAGUCAGCCAGCCAUCCGACACCGAUAAAGGAUGACUCCUGUGUAAGAUGUCAAGGCCAUUUAAUCCAAUAUAUUAGUCUCCGGUGAUCUCUGAGCUUGUCCUUCAUACACUUCAAGCAGGGAAAAAAAAAUCUGUCAGUCGUUGUCCAAAAGUAUGGAUGGAAACGGAUAUAUUAAGAUCAGUCAUAUCAGUCCAGUCGAAGAGUUUGGUCUGAUUUACGACCACCACUAUGCUACAUUUCAUCAUAUUCAAACUCCAACGCGUUACCGCGAUCUGUUCAGUCCGCCUCCGUUCCCAGUGGGUCAGACAUAUCAGAUAUCAGAUAAGAAUUUUGCAUCAUGUCCUUUCUGCAAGCGCAGAUUCACAUUCAGCAUUAUAAUGUUUUGAUGAAUUAAAUGAAACGCUGCUUUUUAACACUUAACGAUGUAACGUAGUGACGAUGAGAUCGAUGGUGUGUUUUCCCUGAGGAACAGAAUUCUGCUUUUUUCUUUUGUAUUUCCCUCCUCCGGUUUCCACCCAGAUUAUGACUCUUACCAGCAGUUUGAUAUUUUGUAAAGGAACUAAAAUGCCUGAAGUUAUUAGCGGUGAUUAGAUUAGAAAGCUUCAGAUUCACUUGGAUGCUAACGCAUGUAAGAAAGCACAGAAUCAACAAGUUCAGUCUUUUUAAUUAAUGAGAGAUUUUAAUAUCCAUACUUUUUUCCUAUGCUUCGUCUCCGGUGUUUAUGUCGACUAUGUCUGUUUAUUUAUGCUUACUCAUAAAGUAUAUAUGUGUGUGUGUUUUCCUUGAUUGUGGAUUUUUUUUGUUUGUUUGUUUUUUCAGCAUAAGGGCUAAAGCUUUACAAAUUUUGUUCAUUCCUAUUUUUGGUACUGUUUGGAAUCCUGUGCGAGUUUCUCUGUGAUUGUAAUUGUAACGUCUGCUCCGGCCUCGUCGUCCUCGGUGUAAACGUGAUCAUGGCCGUUUCUGCAAAGAAGGAUCGAUAUUUAUUGUACUGUAACGUGUCGGGGUCGACAGGACUAACGAUCAGCGCCGAGUCUAAACGCAUCCGUGUUCUUACGUUAUUUAAUGCACGUGUGACCCUAAAAAAGAUGCGUAUGUAAAUUCCGGGGAAAGAAAAAAAAACGCACGCGAUCUGAAAAUCCGACUCGGAUCGUCCCGCGCUGGAUUCGGCACACAGGACGGGGGCUCGUGUGCGGAUUGAGGGAAAUGUUAAAUUAUUUUUGAUUUUAUUGUCUGUCAUUUCUAUUUAAAUCAGUGUAUAUACAGUACAAGGCUGUUUGUGCGUGUGUUUGUGUGUGUGCGCGUAGAGCACUUGUUUGUCGUCGUCGUGUCCCCCCCCGCGGAGGCGAGCUAACAGACAUGUAACUAACAUGGAGGACGUCAUGUUUAUAAUCCUGCACCUUAUUACGCAGCUCAAACGUUCCGACUUUCAUAAGCGCUCAUACUGUAUGUACGGAAUUAUAAUUCCUUUAAACGCCGUUUCGGUCAGCCGCGUGCCGACGUGCACCGCAUCCUAAUAAAGGUACAUAAAAUUAGCCGUGUGUCAGACAUCAGACAGCGAGGAGGGUUUCUGUGUUCAGGGUUUUAUCUAACACGUAAAUCUAAACGGAGCCACAAUCGAUUGUUUAACGCUUUAUUUCAGAUUCUAAAUGCUUCAGAUGGACAACAUGCAGAAGUCAUUAAAUCACUUACAACAAAUUUAAAUCAGUAAAUCUGCAGUAGAUGUCUGAUGUACGCUUUACUCCAAACGCCAUCAAGUCUUUUCUUUACCCGUGGAUGUAAAAUUAUUAUUAUUAUUAUUAUUAUUAUUAUUAAUGAUGAUUUCAUUUCCUCAGGGAAAUAUGCUCAGAUUGUUCUGAAUAAAAGCUUGACACUGAAUAAAUAAAUGAAAUGCUGUGUGUCAGCAUCCUGAGUAUCUUCUGUGUCUAAACACUGAUGUGGAAACAAUCACAGUGAAUUUAUUCCUUUUUUUUUUUUUUUUUUUGCAUUUUUUUUUUUGCAUUUAAAAAAAAACGAUCUGCUACUUAUUUUGCUCUUGAUUGUUUUUGGAAUUGAUUAAAGAGCGAAUGUUUUUCUAAA